AGCUUCUUUUAUUAAUCAUUGAUAUAUCCUUAUCAAUAAUUAACCUCAAUAUAUUACAACACAUUAAAUAUAUAGUAUGUACAAAGUUCAAGAUAAUUGCUGUCAUCUUUAAACUUUUUCUUUCUUUCUGUGAAAUAAACAUAUCAACUCAUCUCUAAUAUACUAGGAUAUUAAGCAUAUGAUUGAUUAUUUCAAGAUCUUAUUCUAGUACUAAGCUUUAAUCAACACAAAUGUUAUCUGUAUAAGUGGGCAAAUUUAAUUAGUAUUUAUUUAUAUGUGCAUAUAUUCGUAGACAUUGAUAAGAGAAACAAUGCAUUAUAUCAAGUAUCAAUCAAGAUUUCAUAUAUAAAGAGUCUAUAGAAAAAUAUAUACACAUAUAUGUACAGAAAUCAACAUUUUUCAUGUACAGGGUUGCGAAAAAUGUUUUGCCAGGGGGUUACAGCUCCAACGAAAAAUGAUAUCUAUAUUGAAUUUUAUCCCAAACGAAAGCUCGUCAAAAAUGGGAUUUAUCCAUACGAAUGAAUAAGGGCUAUAGAGACUUUUUUCUAUCGAACUUUGAUCAUUUCUAGAAAUGCAUGAACCACAGUCAUAGCAAAACUUUCUUUUAUCGCAGAGAACUCAAACUACUUCUGAUAUAAAAAUACUGAAUCUAGCAAAGUUACCUUUAUUUUUUAUCAUUCAUUAACCCAUAAAAAGUAAGGAUAAUCUUUCUAUUUUUAGUAAUUUUAUAUCAGAGGUAGUUUGAGCUCUGUAUGAUAAAAGAAAGUUUUGCAAUGAUUGUGGUUCAUGCAUUUCUAGAAAUUAUCAAAGUUCGAUAGAAAAAAGUCUCUAUAGCCCUUAUUCAUUCGUAUGGAUAAAUCCCAUUUUUGACGAGCUUUCGUUUGGGAUAAAAUUCAAUAUAGAUAUCAUUUUUCGUUGGAGCUGUAACCCCCUGGCAAAACAUUUUUCGCAACCCUGAAUUUUUUGUCAAACACCACUUGAAGCUCUUGAAGAAAUAUCAAAUCAAACUCCAAAAACUAUUGGAUUAAUAUCAAAUACAACUACAACACCAAUGAAAAGUCGAGUAUCACAUCAAUCAAUGACAAAGAGAUUAUCUGGAUCAUCAACAUCUGCUUAUUCACCAUUACCAAAUUCUGAUAUGUUAAUGGUCUGUGCUAAAUGUCGACAAGCAUAUGAAUCAUUACCAGAUAAGCAUACAUUAAUGUCAAGUCAAUGGUUUACAUGA
This is a messenger RNA of Rotaria sp. Silwood1, 1225 nucleotides long. NCBI's taxonomy places the organism in Eukaryota, Metazoa, Rotifera, Eurotatoria, Philodinida, Philodinidae. The record is from the annotation of a GenBank genome assembly.